GCGCGCGCAUCACUUAUGGCAGCUGAAAGUUGUAAGUAGCUAUCCCUUACUUUUCUGGAAGAGUAAUCAUUGUCGUUGUGAGUCGUAGCCGCUGUCAAUUUGUAAUCAGAAAACUAAGUGCUGUCUUUGAGCUUGAUAAAAAUCGAGCUCGAUUAUCUUUUUUUUAAGAGUAGUAGCUCAACCGACAAAACGAAGCUCAAAAUGCCGUUGAUUCAAUUCUUUUAGAGUAAUCAUGCUGCUCUCACACCAUUGGAAGAUAUGUCUGCAGGAAGAGGGCAGGCAGGUGGAGGGCCUCCUCAAAAUUGUCAAAAAGUUUUUAUACAACGUGACUACAGUGAAGGUACAAUGGUCAAGUUUCAAACACGGUUUCCAACUGAACUAGAAAGUAGACUGGACAGACAGUUAUUCGAGUAUACAAUUAAUCAGUUAAACAACUACUUUGUGGAGGCAGAGCGUGCCACAUGUUCGACCUAUUGUGAAAGCUGUCUGUAUUGUCUCACGGGUUACUUAAUAAGUAUAUGCACUGAGACUCAUUAUGAGAAGUGUCUACGCAAAGUUGCAAAGUUUGUUAGUGAACAGAAUGAUCGAGUGUAUAGGCCACGCGGUCUUCUGCUGACAGACCCAACAACUCGCGGGCUCAGGCUAAUAGAGAUCUCGGUACUGGAUAGACCUGCGUCGUGACUGCAUAUUAGCCGAUCCAGGGAGUUCUUCAUGUGAUCCCCCGUGCAACACUGUGAGCAUUAUUUUGCCAAAUGGCGGAUAUGUACGCGCUUGCAAGUGCCAGUCGGCAUAGAGGGUUGGUUUGAGUCUGUUGUGUGGUAAAUCCACAAAAAUUUAAGAGGAAUUGUUCAUUCAAUGACGUCAUCUUAUAGACCGCACAGAAAUAUCUUGCAUGAUUAGUAUCUUGUCGAAUGCAAUGAGAUGGAACUCUCUUGCCGUCCGGUCGAGCCUCGUACUUAGUUCUUAAUGUUAAAAUGUAGAUUGAUAUACCGGACAGAUCUGUAGUACGUGUGCGAAAACCGGAAGAAAAUAGCGACACAUUGCGAAAAUGUGAUUCAUAAUUGAUUCAUGGAAAUGCUAUUGUAGAUUUAACUAUCAAUCUAAUUAUAUUAACAAGCUUAUACAGGGUUGGCCUAAUUGUGUAGCAAGAGAGUUCCGCAUUUACUAGCAUUCACGAUGUCUCGAUUUUAAAAUGGUAACUUCUAUAUUUUCGAGAGAUUUGCGUAUACAUUGAAGCGCGUGGAUAUGUAACGAAGCCCCACGUGGCACUUCUCUAUUAGUUUUUCUUAAAUUAGUACUUUUCUACAUGUGUGUAUGCAAAGCAUAAGAUAUGAAAAAAAGUAUAUAAAUACAGAGGAAAAACAUAACUUCGUCGUUUGCAUUUUUUACGUGUAAACGACGCAAGUUUUAUGUGAGCCGCCGAAGUGAUUCACCAUGUGUAUAACAGGAUCUACAUAUUUUUUUACCGUUUAAUUAUGACUUUAUCAUGCCAUUUGCAUUUAAUUAACGAGAUGUGGAUGAAAUGCCUGCGUGAAUUAUUUAUAUCUGAAAAAAAUGGAAUUUUAAAUUGGUCUUCUUGACACAUGUAAAUUUCAUUAGAAAAUUGAAGUAAAAGUUUCAAUUUUAAGAAGUUUCAUUUUCUAUGUAAAAAGUAAAUCUGAGAUUUUUUUUUUUAUCUUCCGUGAUAAAGUAUCUUCCAUUAUGUGUAUCCUCGUGUAUAAAGCACGAAUCUUUUCGAAUACGUAUGCACACCAAGUGCAAUAUUUUAUUUAUCGCGCGGACAUAUGUCUUGAUUACAAAAAAAAAGUAGAAAUUAUCGAAAUUGCUGUUACAAACAUUCGUUGUGCUAUAAAGAAACUCAUGGAUUGGCUAAAGAAAUUUAUAUAAAAGAGUGAUACAAAAAAGCAAAUUACGUACAAUUUUUCGGCAUUGUGAUCAAGAAUAUGCCAGAAAUUAUUUACUAUGCAUUUUGCGAUGCAAAACAAUGUACAAACAUUUUGUAUCAUUUUAGUCAAAUCUCUCUCUAGUAGUGAAUUUUUCCCAUGUUAAAGUUUUUAUUUCCGUUAAUUAGUUUGUAAAAUAUGUGAUCUCAUGCGAUACAACAAAAUACUCCAUGCUAUUUUUUACUUUUUUUAUAUAAUUUGCAAGCCUGAAAUAUACUAAUACGCAAUAAAUGUUCGCAGGAAGAAAUGCGGCAUUUGUUUUGCGCAGAUAGAUUGGUGUCGCAUUGGCUAAACUGGACAUCAAACGAGCACUUAUUCAUUUCUGCUAUGUAAUUCUGGUGCAAUAUUAUUAUAAUUUACCAGACAAAUUGCAAAUAUGUUUUUAUACAAGAAUAUUUCAAAACUAUCAGAAAAUAUUUUAAUGGCAUUCUUGCUUUAAUUGCAAGAAAAAGUCUUAAUACUAAAAUUAUGAAAGAUUUUAUUAUUUUUAUAAAUUAGAAAAAAGAUUAAGUUUGCAGCCGCAAAUAAAACAAUUCAUAUUAAAAUGAAAGAAUCAAAUCGCUAAUUAAUUUUGAUGUUUUACGUAGUGUUUAUUUUGUUGUAUUUAAUUUUUUAUUUACUUACCAAAAAAAACAUAAAACUAAACGAUAAAGACUGAUUCAGUUCGAUUGAUUGAUUUCAGUCAGUGACAUCGAAAUCUAAAUUCAGCAAAGUUUUAUUGGCCACAUUUUUUUAUUUAUCUCAUUUACUCGCGGCAUCGCAUACAAUGGCGACAAUCUAUUUUGUUCUUGGUCACAAUGUAUGCAGAGUCUAUUUGACGUUGUAAUGCGACGUAUUACUUAAACAAACAAUCUUGCCAAAUAACUACGUCACUGCCUCGGGGUACGAUUUCCUGGCAUAUAUACAUUAAUGCAUCAAGGAAACUUCGUACGAAAGAUCGAAGAUAAAUCUCUAGAGACUGGAAGACAUUUUGAUUUCCAGAAUUGGACAAAAGAAUUUCAUUCCGGUAACGAGAAACAAUUAAAAGGAAGUCUCCCGGGAAAUUCAAAGAUUUUUGUUGCCCAAUUCAUUUAAGACGUCGCAAUAUUACGUACAUAGAGCUUUGAUUGCAUGCGAAACGCGUAUGUUUGCAUAUAAUGUACAUAGCGGAUUAAUCGUCAAUUUAGCAUAAAAUAUAACAAUUGAAACAAAAAUCCGUUUGUCACAUUUAAUUUAAUUUAGUAGGACCAAUAUUGGAUUAAUGAUCCGCAACUGUAAACGAUAUUAUCGUUUGAGUGUUAUUUCUAAAUGUUUUAAUAAUAAAAAACAAAAAAAUAGCA
Pseudomyrmex gracilis is the source of this 3262-nucleotide messenger RNA. RefSeq names its product golgin subfamily A member 7. The coding region runs from base 259 to 681 and encodes 140 amino acids. Lineage: Eukaryota; Metazoa; Arthropoda; Insecta; Hymenoptera; Formicidae. The record is from RefSeq and is a predicted model, not a curated record. Gene Ontology annotation, cellular component: palmitoyltransferase complex. Gene Ontology annotation, biological process: protein targeting to membrane; peptidyl-L-cysteine S-palmitoylation. The transcript has 3 exons.